UCCAAAACAAAACAAAACCUUAAAAAUUGAAACAAAAACAAAACCCAUUUCUGAAACUCUCCUAUUGUACUUUGUUGUGUAGAGGUAGACAACAACACUAAACAUGGGUUUGCAAAGAACUACAGUGGUCUUCUUCUUCUCUUGUUGGCUUCUGCUGAUCAUCGAGAAAACGACAGCGUUCAAGGAUAAACAGCUGUUCCAGGCGCUUGAAACGGAGAACGCAAACACCAUGACCGCGGUGAUGGAGCGAGGGUUACGGACGACUCGGCGGCCGGAGCACAAGAACGCUUAUGCGACGAUGAUGUACAUGGGAACACCAAGAGACUACGAGUUCUAUAUCGCGACACGUGUCUUGAUCAGAUCGCUUGAGGGUCUUCACGUGGACGCUGAUAUCGUCGUCAUCGCCUCUCUCGACGUACCUCUUGACUGGAUUUACGCUAUGGAAGAAGAGGAUGGAGCUCAAGUAGUGAGAGUAGAGAAUCUUGAGAAUCCAUACAAGAAACAAACUAACUUCGACAACAGAUUCAAGCUUAGUUUAAACAAGCUCUACGCUUGGUCUCUUUCUGAUUAUGACCGUGUCAUAAUGCUCGACGUCGACAAUGUCUUUCUCAAGAACACCGACGAGCUCUUCCAAUGCGGCCAGUUCUGUGCUGUCUUCAUAAACCCUUGCAUCUUCCACACUGGCCUCUUUGUGUUGCAGCCAUCAAUGGAUGUCUUCAGAGACAUGAUUCAUGAGGUUGACGUAAAGAGAGAUAACCCUGAUGGAGCUGACCAAGGGUUUCUUGUCAGCUACUUCUCCGAUUUACUCAACCAGCCUCUAUUUACUCCUCCUCCAGAUAACCGCACCAGUGCGCUUACGGGACAUUUUAGGCUUCCUUUGGGAUAUCAAAUGGAUGCAUCUUACUACUACCUUAAACUCAGAUGGAACGUACCAUGUGGACCGAACAGUGUGAUCACGUUCCCAGGAGCAGUUUGGUUGAAGCCAUGGUAUUGGUGGUCAUGGCCUGUUCUUCCUUUAGGCCUUUUAUGGCACCACCAACGCCGCUACACCAUAAGUUACUCCGCAGAGAUGCCUUGGGUCCUAAUUCAAGCAGUUUUUUACUUAGGAAUCAUACUAGUCACGCGUCUAGCGCGUCCCAGCAUGACCAAGCUAUGUUACCAACGUUCUGAUAAGAAUCUAACCAUGAUCCAGACAGCUUUGAUCAAGUUGGUUGCACUCCUUUUGAUCCUCUCAGCCUACGUUAUACCAUUCUUCAUCAUCCCAAAGACGAUCCACCCGUUCAUUGGUUGGUCGCUCUACUUAACCGGCUCCUUUUUUCUCUCUACCAUACCCAUUAACACCUUCUUGCUUCCAAUACUCCCUGUCUUAACACCGUGGCUUGGCAUCAUCGGGACACUCCUCGUGAUGGCUUUUCCUUCUUAUCCUGAUGGCAUUGUCAGAGCGUUGUCGGUUUUUGGGUAUGCCUUUUGUUGUGCACCAUUUCUUUGGGUCUCCUUUGUGAAAAUCACAUCACACCUUCAGGUUUUGAUUGACAAAGAGAUUGUGUUUCCACGGUUGGGUGAAUUCGGAACUAUUCCUGGAUUCAGCAAAUUGUAUUGAUUAAAACGAACACUAUUGGAAAGUCAAAUCACUAGUGGUUAUUAUAAGAACAUUAAAAUGGGCCAGAUUUCAAGAAACCAAUAAAGGCCCACGAAGCAUUAUCUUCAGAUUAGAGCCAAUUCAGAUUCACCAGGCACGAUGUGGGUUUUAUAGAGAGGUUUUCCCAAAUGCCACUGCACUCACUUUACAAUGUGGUAUGAUUCCGAACACCUUUUCUUUUUUACAAAUUAUAUGAUAAGAUCAUCACCAAACGAAUGGUGAACAUGAUACUUGUA
Messenger RNA from Capsella rubella, 1875 nucleotides. Its product is annotated as putative glucuronosyltransferase PGSIP7. Gene Ontology annotation, molecular function: glycosyltransferase activity. The record is from RefSeq and is a predicted model, not a curated record. The transcript is spliced from 5 exons. The coding region runs from base 104 to 1600 and encodes 498 amino acids. NCBI's taxonomy places the organism in Eukaryota, Viridiplantae, Streptophyta, Magnoliopsida, Brassicales, Brassicaceae.